Nematostella vectensis (starlet sea anemone) is the source of this 3641-nucleotide messenger RNA. RefSeq names its product homeobox protein Hox-C4. The transcript is spliced from 2 exons. The record is from RefSeq and is a predicted model, not a curated record. NCBI's taxonomy places the organism in Eukaryota, Metazoa, Cnidaria, Anthozoa, Actiniaria, Edwardsiidae. Gene Ontology annotation, molecular function: RNA polymerase II cis-regulatory region sequence-specific DNA binding; DNA-binding transcription factor activity, RNA polymerase II-specific. Bases 206 to 973 code for a protein of 255 amino acids. Gene Ontology annotation, cellular component: nucleus. Gene Ontology annotation, biological process: regulation of transcription by RNA polymerase II.
CUAGAGUUCUUUUCUGUUUAAGGGAACUAUAUUGGAGGUUUUCACGAUAAUCAGGGGCCCUUUGAAUGCACCUCCCAGACAUUGAGCCCAGGUGACAUUUGUCACGCUUGUCUGGCGUUUUGCAUUAUUUAUAAUAUGGAGCACGGCUUUUAUAAAUACCCUUAGCUGAAAGACUCUAGCACCAUUGGGGACUAGAGCGCACAUCAUGCAGUCAACUCAAACAUACCCGGCGUAUUACGGCACGGCUACCGAAAAACCUCAAUCGCAUGUUCAGUCACUGGACUUUCCAUACUCUCAAUGCCGAAUGCAAUCGCCCAACUACUACGGGCAAACUUCUAUGCCGAAUUUUAUGGCCGCUAUGCCAAGCAACACUCAUUCGACCCAAGUCAACGGCUAUAGCCCCGAGCCUAUGCAGUCAUUCCAGGGACAAAUGCCGAAUACAAACAAUACAGCAAGUCCAAUAGAUCACCAGAGCUACUUCUCAGGUAGCGCUGAACCAGGGCAGAACUGUUCGUUCCAUCAGUACGCUUGGCUUAAAAGUACCGCUCCUGAUAACUGGUGGCCGAACUCCACGACAGGGAACUCCGGCUGGAGUAAUCGAGCUGAGGGCAAGCGCAAGAGGACUGCGUAUACGAGAAAGCAACUUCUGGAGUUAGAGAAAGAAUUCCACUUUAAUCACUUCUUAACAAAAGAGCGGAGAUCUGAAAUGGCUUCGCAGUUAAACCUCACGGAAAGGCAAGUUAAAAUCUGGUUCCAAAAUAGGCGGAUGAAAUGGAAAAAAUGCAAUGCGCAAGCCCUGACAAAAACCUCCAAGUCACCAUCGCAGGGUGGCCUUUCAACAUCGGGAAGACAGGACUUACAUAAUAUGAACAACUCCACGACGCCUUCACAGCACAACUCAGAACAACUAACUACUACGAAUCAAAUCUCCAACUCUCAAUUGCAGAACUGUAUGGGCUUCAGGGGGCAUUAGGAGGGAAUGCGCGUUAAAAAAACUGAACCUGAAAAUCUAAGAUCCUUUCCAAGACAAAAUGUAGAUACGCAUAUAAAAAGACCGUAAGUCAUUAUAAUAGUUUAUUCAACAAAAAAACGAAAGAUUUUUUAUUAUUAUUAGAGAUAGAAUAGUCGAAUUUAAAGUCUUUCCCUGCUCCUGGAGAUCUUUAAAGAGCAAGUCUAUAUGGUUCAAUAUUUGGAAUAUGUCGCCCAGUUAAUCUUUUUUUAGAGGAACUUUUUACCUCAUAAUGACCAUUAUUUAGAAAUUCAAAAAUUAUUAUCUAUGAUAGGUGAGUCGAAGCUGUACAUAUUGUGAAUAAAUGCUAUUGACAGAAGAACCAGAUAUAUUUCUCAGCACCGAUGACUUUUUAAACGAGAAUUAAGAGAAAGAACGCUUUACGUAGAAGACAAACCGCGAAGAACACCGUGAAACAGUGAACUUUUGAAUUCCUUAAAGUAAAUAACGUACAUCACAAUUAGCCCUACUAAACUUAAUCAAACUAACUGUAGAUUCAUCCUAAGCGGAAGAAUUUGAGUAUAAUUCGCCUCUUGGUCGGUUUGGAGUAAACAGAAAUAAUGUGAUUUCAAGUCAAGUACCGCAAAGAGAAAGUUCUAGAGCCGAAAUUUCUAGUUCAGUUUGUCGUGGGAAGAUGCGAAUUUCGGAGAGUUAAAAGCAUGAUUUUUUCCCCUAGCUAUUUUAUAGAGCUAAGUGGCUGUACAAGAUAGAGAAUGUUUCCGAAAACAACAAGUUGUGGUUGACAAACAGAUUAGAACGACGAGUCUCCUCGACGCUCCUCCUCCGUGAGAAAACUCUGCUGGAAAACAAGACCCGUUAAUAAAAACCGGUCCUUCCAUUGGUACCCUGUAUUUUCGAGUUAUACCAACGAAUUAAUUGGAGAACCCGAAAUGGUAUAUAUAAUUUGCGUUUUCCAACCAUUGGUUAGAACAAAGGAACAAAUUUGGCAUACCUUGGGUUUGUCCGAAUAGGUGUUAGACUAAGGCGCGAAAUUGCUCUAAAUGUGAAAAUCUGUAAAAACAAUCAGAACAAAUUAUAAAUUAACACAAUAGCCCCAACGUCAAGGCCAAGCGUCCAACAGCUAUACCCAAACAGACUAUUCUUUGUUCCCUCUUUGGGGUUUUUCUUUACUAUGGCGGCGUUAAAGUUUUAACAAUCGUUGGUACAUUUUCACUUAACCCAUAUAGCGGCAAUGUAACGUUUUCCAAACGGAAACCGGCAAAAACAUGAUGAAUCAUUUUGUCGAACAAAUAUUCCUUUUCGGCGAUGAUACCCAAGAUUUUAUAGUCGGUCUAUUUGUACAACGGAACACAAGACGAGGCAAUAUAUUUAAAUGUUCAGUUUACAAAAUGACUGAACAGCUGCUUCAUAUUCUGGUUCCCACAAAGCAAAUCUUCGUCGUUCGUAAAUUACUGAAGAUCAUUUUAACGUUUGGGCCAACUAUUAAAGCGUAGUUCUCGUUUAACAAAAUCACGAAACAAAUGUAUAAGAGCAAGAGGAUUCGCCCAACACAUACAUUCGUUUGAAUGAGCAGUUGUAUGAGCCCACAUUAGGGGGGUUGAUGGAAAAAAGAGAAAAGGAAGAAAGCCGACGUUCUACUACGACAUUUAAAACAGACUAAAAAGUAAACGGCAUCUUACAAUUUCCAGUUUAGUUUUUUUGGUCGAAACCAAGUGGAGUACGCACGCCUUUAUUUUUUAAUAGAGAAUAGCCUUUCCUUACAUGCCUAAUUGAUUUCUUUGCUAAUAAACAAGUCCAGGAAGAAGUUUAAGUACACUCUAAAGUUGAAUUUCAAUAAAUGGAUGAAAUACUAGUUCACACCUGCGGAGACAUUAUCGGGUCGCCUCAUUAGAGCUAUCCUUCGUUAUGUUGUUGGUGCAUGUGAAGAAAGCAAUCCAGAUGAUUACGUCGCGAUAGAGGCCACAGACAAUGCGUCUUUACGAUCGCAACGCAUCUUUCCGCUCACAUUAAACCCCCGUUAUCCGAAAUCUCUUUAAAAGAUAGCGAAAUAUCCCUAUGGUUUCCUUUCAAAGAAAGUUAAGCUGCGCUUUAAAAACCCAAUGAAAUAGGUUUCAAAUCCUAUUUUACUCCAAAUAAAAUAAAGGGCUUUUCAUUUAAGCCAAGAUAAUAAGAACUGAUUUCUGCUUUAUGUUAAAUCUGUAGUGGGAUGGUAUGUUUGGUCUACGAGGAUAGAGUUGUUCUUGGUGAUAGUAAUCGCCGCGUAGUUGACAAAGUGUGGUCGCCUUUUCGUCACAUGGCUAAUCCUGCCAUGUUCUACAAGAAACCCCUUGACUCAGAACGGAAGAGCCACAAAGCCGAUGCCACCAGCUUCGUAUAUUUGUGGGGAAAAAGUUACUCAUAACAAACGAAGGACGUUUUCAUAUCCAAUAUCCCAUUUAAUGCUUUUUUGUUAUUUGAAAAAACAUAAACGCACUUGCAUCAAAUAAAAACAUUUUUUUAGAGUCUUAAAGAAUUUCCAAGUUGGCAAAUCUCGUGUAUUUUGUUGGUCCUUAUUUGGUAUUCAUCUUGUGAAAGACCUCUUGACAGGUAUCUAAGAUCGAGUGAAUUUACAUAUGUCAUCUAAGAGCAAUCACGCUCAGCUCAUUGCUAGAGUGGUUCACAAGCACUGAUC